AGGAAAUAACAAAAACAACCCACAACCUAUUUAAAAACGCACCAAAAAUGAAAUCACAUCUUUUCCGGCGAACCACCACCGCACCGUUUUCUCCGCCCACACAAUUUUUUCUUCUAUCAUCUCUCUUCCUUAUCAUCUCCAUCAACCACCCAAUAUCCACUGCCGCCGCCGCCGACGCUUCACCAUCAGCAUACGAUGAGCUACUAGCCUACGACUUCCCGGUGGGCCUUCUUCCGGUGGGUGUCACCGGGUACGAGCUAAACAAAGACAACGGUGAAUUCAAAGCUUAUAUAGGCCAAACAUGUACAUUCAAAAUCGAGGGAUAUAACCUUAAAUAUAAGUCAACGAUUAGUGGGGUCAUUGAAAAAGGGAAGCUAAAGAAUCUCAAAGGCAUAAGUGUUAGAAUCUUGUUGGUUUGGUUCAACAUUGUUGAAGUUAGUCGACGUGGCGAUGAUAUCGAUUUUUCGGUUGGGGUUUUGUCUGCUGGAUUUGGGAUUGAUAAUUUUGUCGAAUCGCCACAAUGUGGUUGUGGUUUUGAUUGUAAGAGCAAGAAGAACAACAUGAUGUUUUUGGAGGAUGCACUUUUGAUGUCAUCUUGAGUUUAAUUUUACAUAAAUUAGCGGAUGCAGUUUUCUCUGUUUGGGUUUUAUCGGAUGUUCUUCUCGAGAUUAAUGUAUGUAUGUAUUUAUGAAUAAUUGGGUUUAAGAGGAUGUUUUAAUGUUAUAUAUGAUCAUGAUUUUUUUGAUCAUCUUGAAUGAAUAAAUGUGAAGUUUUUCUUCUGUUUAUCCUGAA
Erigeron canadensis is the source of this 792-nucleotide messenger RNA. RefSeq lists its product as uncharacterized. NCBI's taxonomy places the organism in Eukaryota, Viridiplantae, Streptophyta, Magnoliopsida, Asterales, Asteraceae. The record is from RefSeq and is a predicted model, not a curated record. Bases 48 to 599 code for a protein of 183 amino acids. The transcript has a single exon.